UCCGUUGAUUUUGCCAAAACAAACAUCAAAAGUUGAUCGGAUCAGAGAUGGCGGCGUCUGCUUAUGCAUCUCUUGUUUCGUUGCUGAAUACUAUGGAUCAGAUCCAGUCUCAUCGUCUCCUUUCCACUUGUUUCGACAACUACCAGUUUCAAUCUCUUCGUGAAACGGUUGAUUUUCUCGUCGAUUUUGUUGAGAAUUAUUCCGAAGAAGCAGAAGAUCUGAUGAGGCUGAUUGGGGACGCAGCUCGUGAAGCUGAAGACAUGAUUGAAGUUGAUGCUGCUCAUCGAAUUAGUGCUUCAUCUGCUACAGAAACUCUAACAAUGACUCCUCGCCUUGAGACAAUGAUACGAGAGAUGAGCUCCAUCAAGGAUAAGGUUAUCGAGUUUAAAGAGGAAACUCCAUCCGCCUGUUCAAUGCCUCCACCAUCAUCAUCGUCUUCAUCACCAGCUAUUAAGACUACCAUGCUGGGAUUUGAUGGCUAUGUGGCACAGCUUCUGGAUGAGCUCAUUGGAAACGAUUCUCGGAGAAUACUCCCAAUUGUUGGAAUGGGAGGCGCUGGUAAGACCACUCUUGCCAAAAAUGUCUAUGAAAAUUCACUUGUGGUGUAUCAUUUUGAUGUUCGUGCUUGGGUUACUGUGUCUCAAGAUUAUAAUGGAACUCAUAUGCUUUCACAAGCUCUUUCUUGCCUACGAGCAGGGGAUAUCGAGAAUACUACCGAUGAUCAACUAGGUGAAAGGUUGCAUCAAACUUUAUUUGGUCGGAGAUAUAUGAUUGUAUUGGAUGAUGUGUGGAGUGUUGCGGCUUGGGAAAAGAUUAAGCCUUUCUUUCCGGAAAAUGGUAAUGGAAGCCGAAUUGUUGUGACAACCAGGGAACAAGAAGUGGUUAAUUACUUUGGUUCCUCUUCACUUGCUGUUGGUUUUCUUGAUUAUCAAAAUAGUUGGGACCUUUUUUGUCAAGUGACAUUUGCACAACAAAAUUGCCCUCCUCAGUUGCAAAAAAUAGCGAAGAGCAUUGUCAAGAAAUGUGGAGGACUUCCACUUGCAAUCCAUGUGAUUGGUGGGCUACUUGGAAAAGCUCCGAGGACCCAAGAGUAUUGGGAGGAAAUCACAAAAGACAAGAGCUUGGUUAUGGAAUGUUCAGGUGAGGGAAACAAACCAUCCAGCAUAUUAUACUCCCUCCGUCCCAAUAAAUAUGAAACAUUUGGUUUCCGGCACGGGAUUUUAUGCAGUGUUGUUUUGUGAGUUAAUGAAGAGAGAGUAAAGUAAGAGAGAGGGAAAAGUAGAGAGAGUGAUGUUUCCAUUUUAGGAAACGUUUCAUUUUUAGUGGGACAACCCAAAAAGGAAAACGUUGCAUUUCUAAUGGGACAGAGGGAGUAUAUGAGUUACAAGCAUUUGCCUGUUUGGUUGAAAUCAUGUUUUCUCUACUUGGGAUUAUUUCCAGAAGAUCAUCUGAUAGUCAUAUCUCGUCUUAUCAAGUUAUAGGUUGCAGAGGGAUUCAUAAGAACAUCUAAAAACCAAAAUUUGGAACAAGUUGCAGAGAGUUACGUAAAGGAGCUUGUUGAUAGGAAUCUUCUUUUAGUUGGUAGUUUGACGGAACACAAUAAAAUAGAAUAUUAUUGUGUUCAUGAUCUUGUAAGAGAGUUGUGCAUAAAGACAGCACAGAAGGAAGACUUUUAUUGUGUGCAAAGAGACUUAGAUGGGAGGCGUCAUUACAUAUUUGAUGAAAGAUCAGCAAGUUUUUACCAUCAAGAAUCUCCGAGUUCAAAAAAGCCAUCAGUUUUCAGACCUCUAAUAUUGAGUUGGCAAAGAGAAGCGCCCUCUAAGUCUAGAUUGUUGAGAGUGUUUUCUUGUAAUCGUGAGUGUAUGCUAGACACUCUUAAACAAAUCAACUUGCGCUACAUCUACCAUGAAUCUCAUGGAAUUAGGCAAAUUCCUUGUUCUAUAUCACUAUGUUGGAGUCUGCAAACUUUGAUUGUGUUUAAUUUGUACUCAGUUGUUUUACCAUCUGAUAUUUGGAGGAUGCCACAACUCAGGCAUAUAGAUUGCAAUCAUGUUCAGUUAAUCCUCCUGCUGCAGGUGACGUCUCUGUUUUACAAAACUUACAGACGCUUAAAACAGUACGGAAUCUCAUUUUCAGCGUGGAGUUGUGUACCAAAAUACCCAACAUUAGAGAAUUGAAUAUCAUGUACGAGUUUGAAGUGGAAUCUGAGCUAAAUCGGUGUUUUCAUCUGAAUAAUGUUGGCUGCUUAAGUAAGCUUGAAUCGCUAAGAAUCGGUUCCCCAAGCAAGUUUGAAUUGCCAAGCCUAUGGUAUUGGAGAAAGCUAUAUAUAGAUGAUGAUUUUAAACUACCGAAUUCCCUCAGAGAGCUCACUUUAGACAAUUGCUCUAUUGGACAGAGGGGUAUGGCAAUGAUUGCUUCAUUACCUCAUCUUCAACUUCUUGAAUUAUCGGAUGCAGUACGAAGAGCAGAAUGGAAUUGCUUUAAACAUAUAUUUCAUAGUUUGAAAGAUCUCACCAUUUAUGAUUGUGAUAGUUUGUUUAAUUGGAUUGUGGACAAAUCCAAUUUUCCAGUGUUGGAGACGCUUUAUCUUUCUUCCUUGUGGAACUUGGAAGAGAUUCCUUUAGAUAUUGGAGAGAUAUCCACACUUCAAAAAAUAACUGUUGAUGAUUGUUCAGAAUCAGCGAACAUGUCAGCAAUAAAGAUACUAGAGGAACAAGAGGAUCUCGGAAAUCAAGCCCUUCAAGUUACAAUUAACAUCGGCUCAUCACUAGAGUUGAGCGAAAUAGAAGAGAUCAAGGAACGCUACACAUCCCCAAAUCUUCAAAUCUACUGGUUGUAGGUCUGAGGUAAAAUGAUCAAAUGAUGAUGUUGGCAGUCAAGAAAAAGACAACAGAACACCUGCAUAUCUUGCACAUACCGUGCGUAUCAAUCUCGAAACGCAUGGCCGUGCAUCAAUCAUCAAAUCGUAAAUCACACACCAUGUCCGAAGGCAGACUGUGCGCUCAUUUCCAUUCUUGGGAAGUCAAUGAUGUAGGUGAUCUAUUGGGAAACAACGAAAUUCUUUUUAGGGUGUAUUCUACCAUUGAGCUUCCCAAUCAGGGAAGCUCUUUUUGUUUUUUUAAAUGCGAAAUUGUGAGAGACGCAUAAGGAUCAUUUGUCUCAUUAAGGAAAGACGUGUGAGCCUUAUGCGACUAUUAAAAGACGCAUGAUCCUUAUUCAUCUCUAACUUAAAUACAAUCGGGACUCUGAAAUCAUUUCCCCCAUUUGCGACAAGAAGCAGGCAACAAAAAUUUUCAGCGAUUUGUGGGAUUUUCGGAAAUUCCAAGCGAUUUCCGGCGAUAUUCUGUUGAAUUAGAUGGUCAGUUCGAGCUCUAAAGUGCAGUUUUGUUACGAACCAGAGGAUCUUUAAGUGCUAUUUCUACAGCAUAAGCACAUUUCUAGGGAAGUGUGAACAGGGGAAAAAUGGAAGCCUUAACAUCCACCGAAUAGAGAGCAAGGUAUUGGAACUGCCUAUCCAUCCCCACAUGGCACCAGGUUACAUAUUUUGUACAUACAUUUUUUAUGUAUUUUGAUAUAUUUUUUACACUAACUAUAUUUACCCCAGUACAAAAUGUUCCUUGAUAUUCAAUUGUACAUUAUCAGGAUCAAAUAUCCAAGAUACAAGCUAGGCAAGUAAAAUUAAUUUUUGUUGUCUUAUUUAUGAAUUUAUUAUACAACAUGCAUAAACCUUAUUUGUCGUUUAAAUGGUUGUCUUUGUAUUGUAUGUGGAUACUGUAUGUCGAUUGUAUGUUGCACGAUUACUACAUUUCUGUGAACCAGUGUUGCAUACGUAAUAUGUUAGAAUAUUGAUGGUCUACUUUUUUAGUUGGACCUUAAGUAUUUAAUCUUGCAUUGGGCCUGAUCCAAUUGAUUAAAUGCUGUGGCCCAAUGUUUGUGUAAUGGUGGCCCAACCCGGCUUGAUCCAUUACUUACCUUGACUGCACCGAUGUCUGCCACGUGUAUCUCUCACCUGGAUCCAGCUUUGUGGCCGUUGAUUCUGUGUUGUGUUUGUUAAGUGAGAGGCCGACCUCUCACUUACCCAAAUUCAGUUCCUCUCCUCUCACACUCCAGAACUUUCUCUCCGUCUUCUCUAUGCUUUCUCUCUCUUGUUUUCAGGCGACUUCGCCGGUGAACUCCUCAGAUCUUUGGGUUACACCGAUUGAUCCUUGUUUUAGUGGAUCUUAUCGGUUUAGAUCUUGAGUUUGGAGACUUUCUCGGUUUCCAACAGAGUGCUUGAAGGAUUCUCACCUAGGGUUAGAAUUUGGUGAAGAGCAGUGGUCAAGAAGUGAGUACUUGAGAGGAUCUUGUGAGUUGCUGGUGAUUGUGGAGUGUUCUAAUAGUCUGGGUGACAUUCGGUGUAGCUAGGGUUUUCUGACCUAGUAUUCAAAGGUUUCUCAUCGUGUGACUUGUGGUAGAAGCGUGUGGGGAGGUCCUUGGCCUAGUGUAGUCACUGUUGUGACCUGAGUCAUAUCCUUACUAUUCUGUCUUUGUUGCAUUUGUUUGUUGCUACUAAGAUCCGAAAGGAUCUUGUGUUGAUUUACUGAUCUAUCUACUUGAGUGUGCAGGUACUAAUUGGGCAAGGACUUGAAUUCAAUGGUUGAAAUCUUGGAAUAGUUAGGGCUUAAUUAGGGUUCUAUACCUGUAAUAGUUAGAUAUCUCAGUGGGUUAGAUUACUUGUAAUCUUGUAUCACCGUUUGUACUUGGCUUGUAAUUUCUGAGACUAGCCAUCUCAGAGAUCAAUCAAUAAAGAGGUCCCGGUAAUUAGCGAA
This is a messenger RNA of Salvia hispanica, 4808 nucleotides long. RefSeq names its product putative late blight resistance protein homolog R1A-4. Gene Ontology annotation, molecular function: ADP binding. NCBI's taxonomy places the organism in Eukaryota, Viridiplantae, Streptophyta, Magnoliopsida, Lamiales, Lamiaceae. The record is from RefSeq and is a predicted model, not a curated record.